Molecule: messenger RNA, 2509 nt
Organism: Temnothorax curvispinosus
Lineage: Eukaryota; Metazoa; Arthropoda; Insecta; Hymenoptera; Formicidae
Product: trichohyalin-like
Exons: 1
Molecular function (GO): nucleic acid binding
Source: RefSeq, a predicted model, not a curated record
AUGCGCGAACUUGGACGCGUUAUCAGGGCAUACGCCAGCGACAGACAACAUACAUGGUGGAGAAUAGUAAGCAGAGCGGAAGAUGUCAUAAACGACACUGUUCAUUCAUCAACGGGUCACACACCCAAUGAGAUUCAUUACAACGUGGAAACACACUGGCACGUUUGCGACGAAUUGCGACCGAUGCCUACACAGCAAGAUGAAGAAGAUAGAUUAGAACGAAUUCAACAAGCGAAAGAUAGAUUAGCCAGUCAGGCUAGAAAGAGAAAGGUACAGGCUGACAAGCAUGAGGUGGCAUCUAGGCUACAACCGGGUGACGGCGUAAUGGUCAAAUUGCACCGCAGAUCGGAUGCAAAUCGAAGGUUGACUCGCAAGAUUCACCUAGUCUACGAUGGUCCAUAUCGUGUGGCGCAAGAAGUGCGUGAAAAUGCCUACUUGAUAGAGAGUUUAGAUGGACAUCCAAAAGGAGUCUAUAACUCACGGCAAUUAAGACCGUACAGAAGACCAAUCCUGAGAGAGGACCAAGAUAAUAGCGACGGGGAAAGUAACAAUUCGCACAGCGAAAAUGAAGAUUCACAUCAGGAAGAUGAUGAUUCGACAAACGAAGAUAUUAAUUCACAACGUGAAGAUUCAGAAGAUUUUGAUAGUCAAGAAGACGAAUUAGAAGUUUGCGUGAUUACUAUGCACGAGUUAACGUCAUCGGAAGAGGACGAUGCCGACUCGGACUGCGAUUGGACAUUGUUAACCCAGACAGCCGAGGAGUACGAUGAACGUUUUAACACAAUAAAUAUUAACAUCAAUGAAGAUCUUAACAAGGAGCAACAUAAUUCUGCCGAAAAGCAAUGUAAAACUAAUCAAUUAUCCAGUACGUCAACAAUGAAGACAACCGAGGAGAAUAAAAAUGAACAAUUAAUAGAGACAAAGAUAAAAAUAGAAAAUGCCGAGGAGCAACUCGAAGAUGCCGAGGAGCAGAAUUAUCAACCAAUUACAUCACAGGAAGAUAUUAAAUAUGAAGUUAAAAUAGAAAUUACCGAGAAGAACACCUCGAGACAAAUAAACAUAGUAAGCAAUGCCGAGGAGCAAUCAAAACCAAUUAAGGAGGAGAUAGGCGAAAAUGCCGAGGAGAACGCCGAGAAGCGUGAUAAACUACCUAAGGAAGAAAAACUUAGCCAAUCCGAUGAGGACAACAUUGAAGAACGAAUAACUGAAAUAGAAAAAGAGAUUAGUGAAAAAUUAAGUGCUAUCAAGAAAGAAGAAGUGGGGGAGCCUUUCGAUAAGAAAAAUGACUCCUUCAUUCACAUCAAGAGGGUUCGUACUUACCUGAGGAGCGGAAGUGAAAAUUCUAGCAACGAUCCAGGAAACCAAGACGACCUGAAACAUAAAAACAAAAAAUUAAAAUCAAAUAACAAAAAUAAAGAAGAUACUUACCAAAGGAGCGAAAAUGAAGAAGAGGACUUCAGCGAAGAUCCAGAAGACAAGGAUGACUAUAAAAAAUGGAAAAGAUUGAAAGAUUACUACAAGGAUUCCAGUGACGAAUCGGAAGACGAAGAAAAAGAAUAUAAUAGAUGGAAGAGAAGAAAAAAGCAAGUAAUGGAGAUAAUAAAGAAAAAUAAUAACUACCGAGCUGAAGAUUGCCGAGAAGAAGGAGCGGUGGAACGAGAAAACUCGAAGCCAGCAAACGUUGCGAAUCCCGUAACGAAAGUCAAAUCGCUAUUGGCGGAAAGGUUUCACUUAGCAUCCUGCAGUCAAUUGACUGAUUCUGAAACAGAAAACGAAGAAAAGGAUAAUAAUUUGGAAAACAAAGAAACCGAAAAUAGAGAUGACCAAUUAGAGUCACCGGACGAAAUUAUGUUGAGUGAGAGCAGUAUGAGCGAAGGAGAAGAGCGAGAAAUUGCAAAUUGUUUCAAUCAGAUCCAGGAGAUAAUUAACAGAAGAUUUAACGGCGACAAUGUCAAUAACGACAGCCAACAACGCGAAAAUGCGAAUGAACAUCCAGAGGACAACGAUUCAUCCGAUGGACAUAGUCAAAAUGACGAAAAUGAUAAUAACCAACCAGAAGAAAAUGAAAAUUACGAUAGCGAAGGAGAAAAAACGAUACAUUCGUCAAGAGGAUCAACAAGAUCAUUUAACAGAACAUUAGAAGAAGAAUUAUUCAUGGAUAUGCAAGAUCCAAGCGAAAUAGUAUUUUCCGAACAGGAAAGAUUAAAUAUAAUAAGUUACAACAUAAAAUUCAGAAGCAAUCCAGGACAUUGGAUACGCGAGCCAAUCAACGGCGAGUUAGAAGUUGCAGCGAGCGACGGAUGUGAAACAGCCUUAACGCGUGUGCGCGACACACUGCGUGACGAGCGCCAUAACGGCAGAUUUGAUCGAGCAGCCGUAGUGAACGGACACUCGAGAGCUCGAGUCCACAGAGCUCAGAAAAAUUAUAUCGAUAUUCGAAAAGUGCCACAGAACGAGAAGAUGAGCCGAGAGAAGAGAAGACUGGAGAGAUGGGAGGAUAACCUACAAC